AAAUUCUAACAACCUCAAUUAAAUUCUAUACACGAUUUCAGUUAAAAUCUAUGUAGAGUUUGUAGAAUUCAAUCAAACUCAAUUAAAUUCAAUUAAACUCCAUCUGAAUCUAAAUUGAAUUGAAUUUAAUAAAUUUUUUAAGCGCAGCACUCCUAAACGCCACCUUAGGUUUUUCUUCCUCCUCCGAUCCCAUUUUAUCUGUUUCUCCUUCAGCCAUCACGCCGCCAAACCUCUCUCUCAGCCGCCGCGCCGCUCUCAGUCGCCGCCGUCACGCAGCUUCCACUUUGUAAUCUCCUCUUCAUCUCAGCUAGCUCUCUCUCUCUCUCUCUCUCUCUCUCAGCUCUUCUUUGAUUCUCUGACCCGCUGGAAAGAAUCUGUUUUGUUAUUUUGUGGCCUCACGCAAUGAUUUAGGCAAUUUGUGGCUUCAGCCUUCACCCCAAAGAUUUUAUGAUUUAGGCCAAAUAGUAGCUAUUAUGGUUUGUAGUUUUUCAAACUGUGAUUAUAAAUUUUCAAUUUACAGAAUUACAAAAUAUAAAUUGUACUUUUGUUUGUACCUUAAAACCGGAUGAGGCCACUGGCCCUUUCCCUGAAGCUGUGCUGCUUAAAGAGAAGAAAGUUCAGGAAGAUGGUAAACUUCUCAGAAGAAUGUGAGAUUUUGUUUUCAUCACUAUGCAGAGAAGGUAUAUGAAUUUUUGAAGCUUCAGAACCAGGAGCCACAAGAACCGAACCGGAAGGGGCAGGUCCGGGUUGGUUUGUUCUUGCCACCGAACUGGUCUUCAUUUCCGGUUCAGGUUCCGGUUUCACGAGAAAACCGGUAGCGCUAGUUUAAGCUUUCAUUUUCUUCGAUUCUCUGGUUUUCUUCGCUGGCUACAAAAGCUAUGCAAGCCCUUAAACGCAUAGCGACAAAGACCGAGUUCCAGAGACUCUCAUCCACAAUCACCAAAACCCAUUUCAUAUCCAGCACCAAUUUCAGACCCUUCUCCUCCAACUCAAAGAAAGGCGACGACGACUGGAACGAAGCCUGGGAGACAGCGUGGCUCCCGCCCGACCUCUCGGGAAGUAGUAGCAGAGCUCCGUGGGAGACCGACGUCAAUUUCUCGUCUUCAGAGUCGAGCGUAGUGCUUCCCUCGGACGCGGACCUAGAGACCAAGGCGUUCGUGGAGGACAUGAAUGAGAAUUGGAAUGAGAGAAGAAAACCCAAAGAGGAAAAGCAGCAGAGUGAGAAUGGGUCGUCGCUUUAUAGCUUGGAUAGUAUUAAGAAGGAUUAUAGGAUCAAGAAACAAAGGAUUCAUGCUGGCCUUUGGAUGAAGGAGAUUGAGAAGCAAGAGGAGGCUAAGUUGGCCGACUUGAAUUCUUUUGGUGGUGGGGAUGAUAUCGAGCGAUUGCUCGAUAGCUGCUCCGACAUUUUUGAUUCUGCCAACAAUGAUUUGGAAAACUCUAAAGCCCCGAGUGCUUCUGACUUCAAAAACAAACCGGAUGGUUGGGAAACGACAUCCAAGGCUAAGGAUGGAAAUGUAUGGGAGAUGACACAGAGAGAGGAAGAUAUUCUUCUCCAAGAGUUUGAGCGUCGAAUUGCAUACAAUAAAUUUCAGAUUGCUAGUUUUAUCAAGACUCACAUAUUUAGCCGGAGGAGACCAAUUGAUGGGUGGAAAUACAUGAUAGAGGAGCUAGGGCCAAAUGCGAGGAAAGGGAAGGGUUCUGUUACAAGAUUACCGAGUCUAUCCGAUGCAUCAACCCAACCCUUUAAGGAGGAAAACAGUGCAAUGAGCGGCAGCAGCAUUAUGCCCUUUAAGGAGAGGUAGUUUGCUAUUGGAUUAUGUUCGUGUAUUCCUGUGUGCUCGGAGAUUUCAGAGAUUGGGCAGUAAUGACCUUCCUUUCUUUAGAGAUACCAGCGUCGAAAGUAUUCGUAGCUACCAUAUACAUUCAUUCUGGCAAUUUUGAUCUCUGGCUUUCUCAAUGUAUGAUCGUACCAUCCUGUAGGCAACUGAAAGUGCAAUUAAUGUAAGUGAAAGAAUGUAUGCAUUUCCUUCAAACCUGCUGUUCCGACUUCUGAAUGGCAUAUUAACUUAUAAGCCUUCAAUAUGGUUUCAAUGUAAAGAAUACCCUUUUGCA
Messenger RNA from Prunus mume (Japanese apricot), 2112 nucleotides. NCBI's taxonomy places the organism in Eukaryota, Viridiplantae, Streptophyta, Magnoliopsida, Rosales, Rosaceae. The record is from RefSeq and is a predicted model, not a curated record.